Macrobrachium nipponense is the source of this 8571-nucleotide messenger RNA. RefSeq lists its product as uncharacterized. NCBI's taxonomy places the organism in Eukaryota, Metazoa, Arthropoda, Malacostraca, Decapoda, Palaemonidae. Gene Ontology annotation, biological process: double-strand break repair via homologous recombination; DNA replication. The record is from RefSeq and is a predicted model, not a curated record. Gene Ontology annotation, cellular component: cytoplasm; nucleus; chromosome. Gene Ontology annotation, molecular function: 3'-5' DNA helicase activity; four-way junction helicase activity; nucleic acid binding. The transcript is spliced from 37 exons.
UACAAAUUGUUUUUAAAAAUGUUUCAUUUUUUAUAGGUGUGUGUAUGUAGUCCAAGAUGUCCAAAUUGGCACGGCGUGGUUCCAAGGGCCACUCGCCUCGCCAGCGUAGAAUGGUUGACUAUUUUUCCUGUAAUCAGUCGAAAAACAGUCAGCCCCAUCCACAGCAGUCAUCCGCUAAACCUAAUAAGCCUGUUGCAACAGUCACUCCACAGACUGUGAGAUCCUUAUCCCCUUCAACUUCCUUUUCAAAUUUCUCUCUCAUGGAUGAUGAUGAUGACUUCGUUGACCUUACUGAUUUUGAGACUGAAGACACAAAGACAGGCAAAGCAGUAGAAAAAGCACAUGAGACAAAGGAAUAUGUUAUAAAGCAAGAGGAAGAUGAAGAGGAAGCUAUAGCUACAAGGUUAGGCAGGAGGAAUAAAAGUAUCAUAGUCUCAGAUGAUGAUGAAACUGACAUGGAAAACAACAUCGAGGAUUUCUCCCCUUUAAAAAAGAUUGCCAAGAAUGAAGAAAUAUCUGUGAAUAAUGAAAGAGUUGAAAGUCGGAAAAAUGAUAUAGACAUAACUGAUGAUAUAUCAAAGGAGAAAGCUGGCAGCAUCUUUACUACUGCUCGAAAGCUUAGUACUGAGCUUCAGACCCAAAAUGAUUUUUUUGAAAAUAUGGAUUUUGAGACAGAAGUUGAUUAUAUUGAUGCAUCGCCACCCUCUCCUCCCCUGGUGACUCUCAACACUCAAGCUGUUAACAUGAGUUCAUUGUCUACUACAGCAAAGAGAUUUCCCCGUGAUGAGACACCCAUGACUUCUCCACCAACUUCACCAGGGCCGCUACGAAUGGAGCCUAAGCACCAGGGCAGAUCUGGCCUAGAGGAAGAUAAUGAGCAGAUAUCAUCCCAGAUUAAAACAGUUGCUCCCUAUGUAGUUAAGCCAGACACCAAAAUUAAGGUCACACAGAAGUUACCAAUAGAAUCAAAUCCAAACCUCAAUAGAACUGCCCAGAAGAAAAAUGUGGUAGCAUCUUUAAAUAAUAAAUCUUUGCUUAUGCUGGGACAUGAUGAUGCUGUGAUGACUGUUGAUCAGAUUUUAAAACAUCCUGUUUUACGGGUUAGUGAGGUGGAAGAUACUGACUUCGUUCUCCUUGAAGGUCUGAGAGCAUCAGUAUUUGCCCUGAUGGCAGAAAUGUUCACAAGCAUUCCCAUGGAAACUUUGAAGCAGAUACCAAAUUACGAUGUUAUCAAACAUUUGAAAAUUGCAAAUGCUUAUUCCAAAAUAAAGAAAAUUAUGGACAAAGGAAGAGAAGAAGUUAUUUCGAAGUCUGGACACAGUUCAACUAGUAGUGCUGUGGAUAAAAGUCAUGAUCAGCUCCCAGGUAUAAAAAAAGAAAAAACCCAAAGCUUGAGUCCAAAUAAUGAACGUUAUGUUCGAGCUCGUUAUAGUGCACACAUAGACACAGUUGAUGAAUCUCAAGAUGUUUUGAGUAAACCAGUUUUUCAGUCGAAGGAUGGAUGUAGUUUUACUAGUAAGCCAAUUAAAAGUGCUUCGCCUAAAAAGUCUUCAUUUUCAUUUAAGCAGAUGAGCUGUGGAAGUGAUAGUUUUCUAGGUGGAGUGAAUCCCUCUCAAAGUACAAAUAUAUCUAAGAAGGGUAUUUUAAGUACUAAUCCUAAGCAGGGAACGAGUAAUAGUAAAGACCCUUCAAUAUCUGUUGGGGACAGCUUUUUUGAUGUGUCAUUCUCUCAGACUGUGCCACCUGCCAAGCGUCUUUCACAGUCACCGAUGCCAUCUCCAAUUCCUUUGAAGCUUUCUCAGGGAAUGAAGACUGCUUCUUCAAGUACACCUGUUUCAAAGACUGGAAGACUGUCACCUGUAUUCCCUUCAUCAUUUGCAAAGACCACAACCAAAAAUGUCCCUGUAGAAAUACCUAAUGGAACUCAGAUGAUUCUUGACCCUGACACGCAGGCAUUCAAUGAUGAUUUUGACUUGGAAUAUAUUGAUGAAAACACGGAGGUUGUACAAGAUGAGCCAUGGAGGUCAGCAAACAAAAAAAAGAUAGUUGAUUUUGAUGACGACCUUGAUGAAUCUGUAACUUUGGCAUCAGGUGCACAGAGAAUGCAUAAUAACCAGCCCAAAAAAGCAUACAUUAGUAGCACACAACAGUCUUACAAGAAGAGCCCAGAGAGCACCAAGGGUCAUUUCCACGGCAAUGUUAGAAACGAUGGAGCUACAGGAGAAUUCAGUGGCAUGAACUAUGCACACACAAAGGAAAUGUUAAAGGUAUUCCACCAAGUCUUUGGUUUACAGCGUUUUAGAGAAAAUCAGAAGGAAGUUAUCAAUGCUGCCCUUCUAGGAAAAGACUGUUUUGUUUUGAUGCCAACAGGUGGUGGGAAAAGCUUGUGCUACCAGUUACCAGCAUGUUUGAAUGAUGGUGUUUGCAUUUUUUUGCAGUCAUUACCUGUGACUGACUUCAGAAGUUUGGCCUUAUUUUUCCCUGUGAUAAAAUUAACUUUCCAGAUUCCUGCUGGACAUGUGUCUGGAGAUGUUACACAAAGGGAAGAGAAUCUUAUAUAUGCAGAGCUGACAAAGAGAGAACCAGAGGAAAUCAUAAUAGCUAGAUGGAAGGAGUACUUUGAAGACUUACUAAAUGAAGAAAAAUCCAGAACAUUAAUAAGAGAUAGAAAACCUCAUGAAAGAAUAGUCCAGGAUAUUAGCAGAGAAGAGGUUAAGAAGGCGCUGGAUAAAAUGAAGAAGGGGAAAGCAGUGGGACGUGAUGGAAUACCAGCUGAAGUGUGGAAUUGUUUAGGAGAGAAAGGAAAGAGCACAGUUGAUGCAAUAUUUGCUCUAAGGCAGACAGUAGAGAAAUAUAGAGAGAAACAGAAAGGACUACAUCUGGUGUUUAUUGACUUGGAAAAAGUAUAUGAUCGGGUGCUUAGGCAGGAAGUAUGGAGGUACUUGAGAGAGAAAAGAGUUUCUGAAAAGUAUGUCAGAAUAAUGAAAGAUAUGUAUGCAGAGGCAACCAUGCAACCAAAUAGGCCCAUCUUUGACCCUUUGGGCCCUAAUCCCCAAAGGGAACAGGCUGCGCCCCCUGCUAUCAAUGUUGAGACAGAAGUUGAUUAUAUUGAUGCAUCGCCACCCUCUCCUCCCCUGGUGACUCUCAACACUCAAGCUGUUAACAUGAGUUCAUUGUCUACUACAGCAAAGAGAUUUCCCCUUGAUGCCCAGACACCAAAAUUAAGGGUCACACAGAAGUUACCAAUAGAAUCAAAUCCAAACCUCAGUAGAACUGCCCAGAAGAAAAAUGUGGUAGCAUCUUUAAAUAAUAAAUCUUUGCUUAUGCUGGGACAUGAUGAUGCUGUGAUGACUGUUGAUCAGAUUUUAAAACAUCCUGUUUUACGGGUUAGUGAGGUGGAAGAUACUGACUUCGUUCUUCUUGAAGGUCUGAGAGCAUCAGUAUUUGCCCUGAUGGCAGAAAUGUUCACAAGCAUUCCUAUGGAAGCUUUGAAGCAGAUACCAAAUUACGAUGUUAUCAAACAUUUGAAAAUUGCAAAUGCUUAUUCCAAAAUAAAGAAGAUUAUGGACAAAGGAAGAGAAGAAAUUAUUUCGAAGCCUGGACACAGUUCAACUAGUAGUGCUGUGGAUAAAAGUCAUGAUCAGCUACCAGGUAUAAAAAAAACGGAAAAAACCCAAAGCUUGAGUCCAAAUAAUGAACGUUACGUUCAAGCUCGUUAUAGUGCACACAUAGACACAGUUGAUGAAUCUCAAGAUGUUUUGAGUAAACCAGUUUUUCAGUCGAAGGAUGGAUGUAGUUUUACUAGUAAGCCAAUUAAAAGUGCUUCGCCUAAAAAGUCUUCAUUUUCAUUUAAGCAGAUGAGCUGUGGAAGUGAUAGUUUUCUAGGUGGAGUGAAUCCCUCUCAAAGUACAAAUAUAUCUAAGAAGGGUAUUUUAAGUACUAAUCCUAAGCAGGGAACGAGUAAUAGUAAAGACCCUUCAAUAUCUGUUGGGGACAGCUUUUUUGAUGUGUCAUUCUCUCAGACUGUGCCACCUGCCAAGCGUCUUUCACAGUCACCGAUGCCAUCUCCAAUUCCUUUGAAGCUUUCUCAGGGAAUGAAGACUGCUUCUUCAAGUACACCUGUUUCAAAGACUGGAAGACUAUCACCUGUAUUCCCUUCAUCAUUUGCAAAGACCACAACCAAAAAUGUCCCUGUAGAAAUACCUAAUGGAACUCAGAUGAUUCUUGACCCUGACACACAGGCAUUCAAUGAUGAUUUUGACUUGGAAUAUAUUGAUGAAAACACGGAGGUUGUACAAGAUGAGCCAUGGAGGUCAGCAAACAAAAAAAAGAUAGUUGAUUUUGAUGACGACCUUGAUGAAUCUGUAACUUUGGCAUCAGGUGCACAGAGAAUGCACAAUAACCAGCCCAAAAAAGCAUACAUUAGUAGCACACAACAGUCUUACAAGAAGAGCCCAGAGAGCACCAAGGGUCAUUUCCACGGCAAUGUUAGAAAUGAUGGAGCUACAGGAGAAUUCAGUGGCAUGAACUAUGCACACACAAAGGAAAUGUUAAAGGUAUUCCACCAAGUCUUUGGUUUACAGCGUUUUAGAGAAAAUCAGAAGGAAGUUAUCAAUGCUGCCCUUCUAGGAAAAGACUGUUUUGUUUUGAUGCCAACAGGUGGUGGGAAAAGCUUGUGCUACCAGUUACCAGCAUGUUUGAAUGAUGGUGUUUGCAUUGUAAUAUCACCUCUCAGAUCACUGAUACUUGACCAAGUACAAAAGUUGACAUCUCUUGAUAUUCCUGCUGGACAUGUGUCUGGAGAUGUUACACAAAGGGAAGAGAAUCUUAUAUAUGCAGAGCUGACAAAGAGAGAACCAGGAAUCAAGCUUCUGUAUGUUACUCCAGAGAAAAUAAGUUUUAGCAUGAAAUUUUUUUCAAUUCUUGAGUCACUAUAUCAGAGGAAAAAACUCAGUCGAUUUGUGAUCGAUGAAGCUCAUUGUGUGUCUCAGUGGGGCCAUGAUUUCAGACCAGACUACAAGAAAUUAAAUGUUCUCCGUCAACGUUUUCCUGGUGUUCCAACUAUUGCUCUAACAGCUACUGCAACCCCAAGAGUUAGAGUAGACAUUCUUCAUCAACUGGGCAUGUCUGAUCCAAAAUGGUUCUUGAACAGUUUUAACCGAAGCAAUCUCAGGUAUGACGUGCUACCCAAAAAGGGUAAAAAGAUCACUACUGAAAUUGCAGCCUUAGUAAAAGCUAAAUAUGCAAACUGCUCAGGAAUCGUAUACUGCCUUUCCCGCAAGGAAUGUGAUACAACUGCUGCUGAUCUUACAAGAGCUGGCAUCAAGGCAGAAAGUUAUCAUGCGGGGUUAGGUGACAAAGAUAGAGUUUCUGUUCAGUCACUGUGGGUUAAUGACAAAUUUAAGGUUGUGUGCGCCACAAUAGCAUUUGGUAUGGGUAUUGAUAAACCAGAUGUGCGUUUUGUCAUCCAUUAUUCUUUGCCAAAAAGUGUCGAAGGAUAUUACCAAGAAUCGGGGAGAGCAGGCCGAGAUGGGGAAACUGCUGACUGCAUCUUGUUUUAUUCUUACACAGACAUGCACAGACUGAGAAAGAUAAUUGACUUGGAUCGUGAAAACUACGAAGCCAAGAAGACUCAUUAUGACAAUUUGUAUCGGAUGGUGGCAUAUUGUGAAAAUAAGUUGGACUGUAGACGAACCCAGCUACUUAAUUACUUUGGAGAAAUUUUUGACAGAGAAAAAUGCAAAAGAAAUAGAGCUACUGCCUGUGACAACUGUAGAUCCCAGGGUUCUUUCUCUAUGGUAGAUGUGACAAAGGAAAAACUCGAGUAAUUCUUCAAGCUGUGCAAGCAGUUGUGUACAGAAGGCAGAUGGUCUAGCAAUUUUACCUUGAAUCAUUUUGUUGAUAUAUUUAAAGGGUCAGAAGCAAAGAAAGUUAUGGAUAAUGGUCAUAAUAGACAUCCUCUGCAUGGAAUGGGUAAAUCAUGGACACGUAGUGAUUGUGAGAGGCUUCUGCGUCGAUUGGUCCUCGAAGGGUAUAUGAAAGAAGAGAUGGUUGUUGCAAGAGAUGAAAUGGCCUUUGCUUAUGUUAGACCUGGACCAAAAUGCCAACAGUUUCUUAGCAAUCGUACAGCAAAGUUUGAGUUUGAGAUGAAAAAUGUUAGUGGCUCCGAUAGUCGGAAUGACACAACUGCAGAAGGUGUGGACGAUGAAGAAGAUGUUGAGCUUAAAACACUACAGAAGGAUUGUUAUGAAGCUCUUCUGCAGACUGUCAAAGAUAUUGCAUCAUCAAAAGGCAUCAAUUAUACUAAUAUCAUCAAUAUGGUUGCCCUCAGGCUUAUGUCUCGAAACCUGCCAGAAUGUGAAGAAGAAAUGAGAAAGAUACCUCAUGUAACAAAGGCAAACUUUGAUAAAUAUGGCCAAGCUCUAUUAGAAGUUACUCAGCGUUAUGCAGCUCAGAAACUUGUUAUACUAAGUGAGAGAGCUGAUCAGUCAUUUGAUGAUCAUAGUUUUAUGGAAGGAAAUGAGGAAACUACUGGAUGGUUAAGCACAGUCAGCGCACCAGAACCUGGACCCUCACCUUAUUUUAAUCGAAGAGGAUUUGGCCGUAAAUUUGGCAGGGGUGUAAAACGCAAGAGGUAUCAGUAUAGUGCUGGUAAAAGUGCAAAGCAAGCAAGAACAGUUAGUCCAAAGAAAGCACAAGCAGGAACAUCAAGGGGAAGAGCAUCGGUUAGCAGGAGUCAAACUAAGAGAGGUGGGCCUGGAAGAGGAUCGCAAAGGGGAGGCACCGAAUAUUCAACAAACACAUCAUCUAGGGCACAAAGAGGGCGUUCAUCAGCAGUGUCUUCAGGACUAGGUUUACUCAGUGCCCCUACACCAAGAUCAUUUUUACCUCCACCAAAAAUUGUUCAGAUGUAGACAUGAUUUUUUUAGAUUCCAGAUUUACAUUCAGUAUGGAGUGCAUGACAUUUUUAUUCUCAUCAGUAAUUUUAUUUAUAUUGAUUUUCAUACUCUUAUUUAUAGUUGACAUUUAGUACAAGUUUCAUAAUACAAGUUUUUAAACCUUUUGGAUUACAAAUUCAUAAUUAGAUUUCUCAGUUCAGAUUUAUUUUUCAUUAUGGCAGCUGUAUUCAGAAGUAUUUCACAUAUGAAUGAACUGGUAUCUUUGAUGAUACAAAAGUAAACUUGCAAAGCACAUAUUAGCAUUUUAUAACUGCAGAAUAAAAGGUUUGCCAGUGAUUGUGGUGAAGGCAUUCUGAACAAGUUUAUGAGAUUAAGAAUGGUCUUUAGAUGAUCUUGUAUUUUAUUUUUGAACUGCAAUAAAACAGAAUUUAUUAUGAUUUAAAAGAAACUUCAUUGACAUCAUCAUGAAUUCAUAUUCUGAACAGACAGUAUUUUCUAAAAUGCUAGUUCAUACAAAUUUUCAGGGCUUCAAUUCAUCAUUUAAAUGCCCAUAGAAAUGUAUCUUGUACUUAUGUAAUACACUUGUUUUUAAAACCAUAAAUCUGACUUCAGCUUCUGUCUUUGUUUUCAAUUUUUUUAUUGCUCUCCAGCUAUUAUUACACCAAUUUAUUUUUUUUAAUGCUAACGAAUGUAGACAGUCAGUACAAAGCCGUGUCACAAUAAUGGAAUGUCAGUAGUUUUUUCCCCGGAAUAUUUGCUAUUUUUGUGUGUAUAUAUAUAUAUUGUAAUAGGAAUAUCCUUUGGAUCUUUUGUUAAAUUGAUGACCAUCUAACAUAAUUUGGUGUGCCAUAAUUUUAUGGUAGUGUCAUCGUAAUAAUAAAUAGGUAGAGUAAGGGCAAUUUUUAAAAUUUUUUUUAAAAAUUGUAAUCCAUACAACCCUUUCCCUACUAGGUUGACCAGUAAUAUUCUAACCUGGCCAUGUCAUAAAACUAGAUAAUCUGUAAGUUUGAAGGUGUAUAAAAUUAUGGUGUGGAUAAAGGUAACAUCACAGCAAAUAAAGGGGACUACAUGACUGAUAGAGACCAAAUUAUUCAGUUAACAUGCACCACAUGGAAAACAUACUGUUCUGUGUCAAGGCAUCAAUUGUGUAUGUGAAACAAGAAAUAGUAACUAUUUUAAACAAAAAUUCUCUAAAUAUUGUAUGUAGAUAAUUUUCACCAAGUAUAAAGAUUUUAUUUUGAAUUGGCAAAACACUUGUGUCAACAGUUUUGACAGUAGACGUCAUGAGUAUGCGAAGAACUGUGCCAAGCAUGCAGACCCUGCCUGUUUCUUAAAACACUAGACUAGGAAUCUAGCAUAACCCAUUACCUACAUUUUCAUACAUUUUUGGAAACUUUAUUAUAUUAUUAUAAUAAUGUUUGGCACACAUCAUUGGAUAAUGAGACAGUACUACAAAAAGAAUAUUUUAAUAUAGUCAACAAUGUCUAAAUAUGAAUAAUUUCUAUAAAUAAAAGCCUACACAAUAUAUUUCUGAUAAUUACGUAUAACAAACUUUCAUAAAAUAAUUUGCAUCACCUUAGGGGAGUAGAAGGCCUGCUCCAAACUUUUAAAAAAUUACCAAGUUAAAAAAAAUGCUUUUUUUUUUUUCUUCAGAUUUUACAGUAAUCUAAAA